Messenger RNA from Echinococcus granulosus, 1707 nucleotides. RefSeq names its product Leucine-rich repeat-containing protein 48. The transcript has 11 exons. Lineage: Eukaryota; Metazoa; Platyhelminthes; Cestoda; Cyclophyllidea; Taeniidae. The coding region runs from base 1 to 1707 and encodes 568 amino acids. The record is from RefSeq and is a predicted model, not a curated record. Gene Ontology annotation, molecular function: protein binding.
AUGAGCCGCGCGGAUACUAAUCUUACUUCUCGAAAAGAUUUUCAGCAUAAAAUAUCGGAGUUCAAGAAAGCGAGAGAUAACCGUGCCUACCGAGUAUAUGGCCAGCUGGAACCAACAGUGAUCAAUGAGGAGCUCCUCACCUACGCCUGCUUUGCUGAGGGUCCUAAAGGAGAGGCCGGUCGGCUGGCGGAGAUCGAGGGAAUCGCUUUCGACUCGGUCAAAACGUUGACCCUUUCCUACCAAAAUAUACUCACUAUUGGAGGUUUAAAUCAGUUCACUAGUUUGACGGAACUUCGUCUCGAUAAUAACAUUGUCGAAAAGAUCGAGGGGCUUGAUAUGCUCGUGAAUUUAGUUCGACUGGAUCUCUCUUUCAAUAACUUAAGAAAGAUUGAAAAUAUGGAAAAUCUUGUCAACUUGGAGGAUCUGAGCCUCUUUCAUAACGCCAUCGAAAAAAUCGAAAACCUGGAUAAAAACAAAAAACUGCGCUACCUUGCUCUCGGCAGUAAUAGUGUUGAGGAUCUAAAAAAUAUUCUCUAUCUUCGACGGUUCAAGAAACUCGACUGCCUCUCUCUAGCAGAUAAUCCAAUAAGCAGUCAUUCGGAAUAUGAUCAGUACAUUUUCGCCUUUUUGCCUCACUUGAAAUACCUUGACUACAAGAAUAUUCUCCCGGAAUGGAGAGCCGAAGCCUAUGAGAAGUACCAGAUGGCGGUGGACCAAAUGGUGGAACAGCAGUUGGAGGAGGAGAGACAGGACCAAAAGAAGGAGGAGGAGCGCGUUUUCAUGGAGGGAUGUCGGGCUGCCUCCAUUGAUAAAAUCUAUGGGGAUGCUCUCUUCAAGGCCAUCUUUGAAAAGGACACCGAUGGACGACAACUUUGUCAAGUGCCGUCGAUUGAGGAACUCGUUGAACAAUAUCCUUUUGCUGAGCCAUUGAUAUUAUUCCACUGGUUUCCUAAUGAGUGCACAUACAGAGAGAAAGUAAUCGACGCCUGCAAGCAGCUCUUCAUCUCGGGUCAGGAGGAGUACCAAAAGCGUCUGGAGGAGGAAAAAGCCUUGCGCGAUUGUAUCAGUGGAGCGAAGGAGGACUCCAAGGCCAGGGCUCUCACAUCCAUUCACGCCUACGAGAUCAAAAAGAACGAGAUUUUAGCAAAGCUUGACGAGAUCCAAAUGGAUGCCCUCCCAGUGCUGACUGAAUCCCUGCUCUGCGACCUUCGUCGGCACAUCCAUGAUCUCUGGAACGAUUUGAUGACCAAUGAGAUUGCCCUGGUUGAUCAAAUCGAAGAUGUUGUAAAUGAAUUUGAUCGGAAUUUGGAGGAAAAGGUGUCUUCAUUUUGCGAAACAGUUCAGGUUUGCUUCUCAAAGGUUCGUGAAUCUGCUCUGACAUUUAACGAGAGACUUGCUGAGCUAACACUCACCUACACCGAAAGGAUAGCCAAGACAGAUGGGCCGCAAGAUGAAAAUUAUGCGAUAUAUGCAGAUCGCGAAUUUGUGGUUAAUGCUCUAAGUAACUCGAAGGAGACCCAUGUGAAUGUUAUUGACCUUACUGAAGAGGGAAUACUAAAGUCCAUCCGUUCAUGGUUCAGUGAACUGAUGGACGACAUACACGAGAAGGACGAGAACACGCGACACACAAAUCGAGUGACGGAAAUUAAUCUUUACAUUGACUCGCAGCGGGUGGACUUGGAGACCUUGGAUCUUGCUUUGAUAUAG